This is a messenger RNA of Arabidopsis arenosa, 1141 nucleotides long. NCBI's taxonomy places the organism in Eukaryota, Viridiplantae, Streptophyta, Magnoliopsida, Brassicales, Brassicaceae. The record is from the annotation of a GenBank genome assembly.
AUCAAUAAAUCGAUCUUCGGAGUCAGGGGUUUUCCUCUUUUGAUAAAAGUUAAAUCCUUUGGGCGUGGGGGUUUUAGGAUAAUUGCUCGGUGUUACAAAUGUCUACAAGAGUUUGCGGUAAACGGGUCGGGUACGAGGAUUUCUUCGGGUCUUCAUCGUCCCCGACGAAUAAGAGAUCCAAAUGGUCAAGCUUUGGAUCGCCGAUCCGUUCAUCUGAAACCGGGUCUGAAUCCGAUGACCCGGUUGCAUCUUUGAUCCAUAUGUUCCCUUCCAUGGAUCCUGAGUUUGUUAGAGAGGUUCUAAGCAACAAGAAUUACGUGUUUGAAGAGGCAAAAGAGAGUUUAAGCUCAAUUUUAUUCAAUGGGGAUUCGGAUAGAACAAAAGCUGGCUCAUUUGAUGGAUCUGUGGGAAGUUGGAGGGAUGAGGAUAUGAUCGAUGGAGCUAAAUGGGUUGAUAGACUUGUAUCCGAGAUGGCAAAAGCGAUAAACGUUGAUGAUAUGAGGCGACGUGUUGCAGUGAUCUUAGAAGCUUUAGAGAGAAUCAUAAAGAAGAACACCAAUGCCUCGAACAAGCUUGAAUAUGCGUCGUUGAAGGAGAGUCUACAGAGUUUGAUCAAUGAUAACCAAAUCUUGAAGCGGGUCAUUGCGAAUCAACACCAGCGUAGCUCUGAAAACGAAGAGAAGGCCAAACAAGUACAGCAUUUGAAAGGCGUUGUGGGGCAAUACCAAGAACAAGUUCAUAAGCUAGAGCUUAGCAACUACGCCAUGAAACUCCAUCUUCAAAGGUCACAACAACAACAACAGACUUCUUUCUCAGGGAAUUUGCCACCAGACGUCUACUAAAACUAUAUGACUGUUUACUACAUAAUCUUAUGUAUAACAGAGCGACUCAUGAAUCUCUCUAUAGCUUCAGAAGAAGUUUCCAAGUCUUCUAAGUACUGACUUCUUCUGAAACUGUUUGUGAGCACGUUGGACAUCUAUAUAUAAUUAAUGUUUAGUUUCAUAGAUGAGAGUUACUGCCUAGUGUUUGUGUGUUGACCAAUGUUGAGUUUGUAUGUACAAAUUGUUUUUCUGAGCCAAAGGUACUCUUUUUAAGCAAUUGUUAAUUUUUAAUACGUCAAAAAUAAAUUGGAAUAAACCAU